Molecule: messenger RNA, 492 nt
Organism: Cercopithifilaria johnstoni
Lineage: Eukaryota; Metazoa; Nematoda; Chromadorea; Rhabditida; Onchocercidae
Source: the annotation of a GenBank genome assembly
AUGGGUCCAAGUCCAAUAGAGCAGAAUCCACGGGAACAGAAUAUCACUGACAAUGAUGGUGAUCGAGAAAGUGAUGAUGACUGGCACAUUGGCUAUGAAGUUGAAAUGCAUGGCAUUGGUGUCGAAGAGUAUGUAGAUAGUGGAGACGAUAUAAGUGAAACGAAAUCGGACUCAUGUGAUGGGAAUGAUGGAGAUCGUUAUUCUGGUUAUCAGAUUCUUCCUACUUCGGAUAACUCAUUCGAGGUCACAAGCACUGAUCGCGAUCAUACCAAUGCAGUAGUUCAAAAGGAUUUCGAGAGGGUUUUGAGUUCAGAAAAUAGAAAUUCCGGCUUCGAAUUUAAUGCUGCAAAAUCGAUUGAACUGACUGAAGAUAAAAUAGAACAAAUUAAGAAGACGAUGUCAUCAUUCAGUCUUCCUGCUCCGUCAUGGGCAAAGGGAAUUGACAGUGAUAAUGAAUUGAAGAAACUAAUGGAAAAACUGAAAUCAAAAUGA